AUGACGCAUUCAAAUUCAAUUAAAUUGGUUUGGUAUGAUACAACAAUUUUCGAGAGUGAAGAAAAUCAGAAGCUUUUCAAAACAUUCGAAGAAGCAUUUGGCAAUUGUGUAGGAUUUGUUAAAGAGUCUGAGUGUAAACGAUUUAUUGGACGUGAUGGUGUUGGUGUAAAGCGAAUUAUUUUGAUCAUUAGUGGUGCGCUGGGCAAGGACUUGGUCCCCGAAAUUCAUCAGCAUAGUAACAUUUGUUCGAUAUUUGUGUAUUGUGGAAAUAAAGCGUUUCACCAAAAAUGGGCUGCUAAGUAUGAGCCUAAGGUUCAAGUUCUUACUUCGGCUAAUGAACUUAUUCAGCAAAUUCGGGAGUGUAUAGAUCGAUUGAAUGAACAAUAA
Molecule: messenger RNA, 387 nt
Organism: Adineta ricciae
Lineage: Eukaryota; Metazoa; Rotifera; Eurotatoria; Adinetida; Adinetidae
Source: the annotation of a GenBank genome assembly